Marasmius oreades (fairy-ring Marasmius) is the source of this 1699-nucleotide messenger RNA. RefSeq lists its product as uncharacterized. The record is from RefSeq and is a predicted model, not a curated record. NCBI's taxonomy places the organism in Eukaryota, Fungi, Basidiomycota, Agaricomycetes, Agaricales, Marasmiaceae. Gene Ontology annotation, molecular function: hydrolase activity. The transcript has 10 exons. The coding region runs from base 472 to 1473 and encodes 333 amino acids.
UUCAACUAAUACCAGUCACCAUGCAUCGCAUGGCGUACUGCGUUCAGGUCUCUUCUGUUUUUCUCGCUGAAAUUUCACUUCAUGCCAUUCAUCUAUUCAACGUCCUUUUUUGUGAAGCAUUACUGAAGGCGUAGCGCAAGGAAGGCAACCUACAACCACUCCAGGGACAUCCCUGAAAUUUUCCUAACAAACAACCGGCCCAACCAUUACACAUGCUCCAGCUUCGAAGUAAUUCAGUUGCGCGGCGUCAACUCGAACGCUUGUGCCUGAAGAACCAACAAACUUCCAUAUUAUUCCCAGCUACUCCAACAGCAUGCACUCAAGUCACCAAGUUUUUGCGAGAUAAUAAUCCGGGUCGCCAAAUUUGCAGGACUCUUGGACAUUGACAAAGCUAUUUUCGGUAGCCGACUACCGUUUUUAAGAGGCGAGCUUCCAAAGUUCAGAUUUUAACUUCCCUCCCGUUCUGAGAAGAUGGAACCGGAAAAUUACAAAACUCUCCAAGUCUCCCGUGGUUUCACUUAUCGCUAUUUUUCUGUCCCCGCGAAAGGGAGUGGAAAUAAGACUAUUCUGUUUCUGCAUGGAUUCCCGAACGCUGAUACGGAUUGGAGGCAUCAGGUUUCAUUCUUCAAAGGCCGCGGCUACGGCCUCAUCGUCCCCAACCUGCUAGGCUAUGGUGGAAGCUCCAAACCUACAGAUCCGGCCGAAUAUCGUCAAAGUCUCAUGUCGAAAGAUCUAGUAGAGAUUUUGGAUAAAGAAGGUGUGGAGAAAGUUGUUGCUAUUGGGCACGAUUGGGGUGCAUACGUCGCCGGACGGUUUGCGUUAUUUCAACCUCACCGUACGGAAGCCGUGGGCUUCAUCACAGUCGGGCACGUCCCCCCUUCCCUAUCCCCGAAAUUUGAACUCGAACCGUCGUUCGAAAUUACAAAAAAGCGAUUUGGAUAUGAAGUGUUGGGAUAUUGGGAAUUUUUUGCAUCCCUUGAUGCGCCCAAGGUUUCGAUGGAUAACUUCGAAACGUUCUUCAACAUAUUAUGGCCUGAUGACCCUAAGACUUGGAUUUCAGAUAUGGCACCCCUGGGAGCGUUGAGGAAGGCUUUGGAAGGAAAGAAGGUUCUACCUGCUCCACGUUGGAUGUCAGAGGAGGAUAAACGUUUGAUAUCCGAACCUAUCCUCAAAAACGGACUUGAAGCAUCGAUGUGCUACUAUAAACUACAUGUUCAAGGUUUUGGGGCAGAAGACGAUCAAUUGUUGGCCGGGAAAGCCGAAAUUCCUCAACCCGUUUUCUUCCUCGACGCAACCGACGAUUUCAUUGCUGGGGAAGAGUAUUUUAUGACCGCUCUUGGUCACACCGAGAGCCCAGUCAAGAAGUACUGCAAGAACGCGACCGUGAAACAAGUGAAGGUCGAUCAUUGGGUGAUGUUGCAUAUUCCCGAUAAGUUGAACGAUAUGUUACUCGAGUGGAUGGAGACAUUUUGAUACGAAGGAAACGGGUGGAUUAAGGAUCUUAUUUCCACAGAAUGUAAUGGAACUGAAAUCCGUUUUACUUCGACGCUUAACUCCGGGAUCUGUCAGAGAAAAAGACAGGUCGUUAAUGUUGCUUGUGCACCUCCUGAUCUGUGAAGGAUCGUGAAUGGGCGAGUUGAAUGGACGGAGGAAACUGUAUUCUCGAGAAACGGAAGGUCUUGUUUUUUUUUGUCAAGGC